GGCGUCACAAGCACGUGACGUUCAGCUGCUUACAGGCGCAGGAAGAGUCUGAUCUAUCAAAAUCACACAUACAUCUGUAAUGUUUUCAAUGUAGAGGGACGUCAGGUGGAGGGAUGUUUUAUUCCAACUAAACAGGUGGUCGUUGAGCAUCAUUUGAGUCAUGCAGCCCCUCAGAGAUGCCGAACUGGGAGCUUCUACUUUUUUUGCCUCUCCUCUUCCUCAUGAUGUGUGUGGAAGCAAUGGACUUCCUCUUACCCCCAACUCCAUCAAGAUCCUGGGCCGCUUCCAGAUCCUUAAGACUAUCACUCAUCCCAGACUCUGCCAGUAUGUGGACAUCACACGAGGAAAACAUGAACGUCUGGUUAUCGUGGCCGAGCAUCAUGAGAAGAGCCUGAAGGACCUUUUGAAGCAGUGGAAACCUGUCAGCCCGGAGAAGGUGUUGAAGAUUGCCUAUGAAGUGCUAGAAGGUUUGGAUUUCAUGAAUAAACAUGGUAUGGUGCACCGCGCGCUGUCCUUGCAGAACGUUCUUCUGGAUCGUGAGGAUAAAGUGAAGCUGGCCAAAUUCGGCCUGUAUCAUAUGACCAACCAUGGAGCAGAUGUCGACUUCCCCAUUGGGUAUCCAUCUUACCUGCCUCCGGAGGUUAUAGCUCAAGGCUGUUUUUAUCCCAGCGAGCCUUCGAUUGCAGAGGCCCCUCUUCCCUCAGGGCCCAAAACAGACAUUUGGUCCCUGGGUGUCAUCCUGUUUGAACUCUGUGUGGGAAGGCAGAUUCUACAGAACAUAGACAUCAGUGAGAGAAUGAAAUUUAUCAUCACUUUAGGAUGCAUGGAUGACAUAAUCACUGUUUUAGCAGAGGAACACGGGUGCUUGGAUACAAUUAAGGAGCUGCCCGAAACUCUGCAGGCGUUAUUGAGAAAAUGCCUGAUGUUUCUCCCUUCAAAAAGACCCACCCCAGCUGAUCUUCUAGGUGAUUCGGUGUUUGAGAGCAUCGCCUGUCAGUAUAAACCCUAUCAUAGCCCCGUGCGUCUGUUUUCCUCUACUCCCCGCUGUGCCCAUCUUGAGCUUCCAGAGGACAUCAGCGAGCUCUGGAAAGAUGAAGGAGAAAAUAACCUAGCAGAGCGAGCUAUAGAUGAGGUUUAUCAUCUGUGGUGCCUGGCAGGAGGAGACCUGGAGAAAGAGCUGACCAAUCAGGAGAUCAUCCAAUCCAAACCUCCAGUCUGCACCCUACCCAAGUUUAUUUUUGAAGACGGGGAAUCUUUCGGCCAAGGUCGAGACAGAAGUUUUCUGCUGGAUGACACGACUGUGACACUUUCUCUCUAUCAGCUCAAAAAUAGGCUGAAGGAUGUCGCUGGAGAGACGUACUAUCCCUUAUUAGAGGACGAGCAAUCCAGUCUGCCUCAGUCUAACAGCAGUAAUGAACUGUCCGCCACGGUCACACUUCCUCUCAUUAUCCGCGAGAGAGACACCGAGUACCAGCUGACCCGCAUUGUCCUCUUCGACAGACUGCUCAAGGCAUACACUUACAAAAAGAACCAGAUUUGGAAGGAGGCACGGGUGGAUAUUCCCCCUCUUCUAAGAGGUCUGGCUUGGGCGGCUUUACUAGGAGUUGAGGGGGAUAUCCAAUCGAAAUACGACAGCAUUGAUAAGGACACGCCCAUCCCGACUGACAGACAGAUUGAAGUGGACAUCCCACGUUGCCACCAGUAUGAUGAACUGCUCUCGUCGCCUCAGGGUCACGUCAAGUUUCGCCGUGUCCUCAAGGCCUGGGUGGUGUCCCAUUCUGACCUGGUCUACUGGCAAGGCUUGGAUUCACUCUGUGCACCUUUCCUGUACCUAAAUUUCAACAAUGAAGCUCUUGCGUACGCUUGUAUGUCGGCCUUCAUCCCCAAAUAUCUGUACAACUUCUUCCUGAAGGACAAUUCUCAUGUUAUACAAGAAUAUCUGACCGUCUUCUCUCAGAUGAUUGCUUUCCACGACCCCGAGCUGGGCAACCACCUCAAUGAGAUCGGAUUUAUACCGGAUCUGUACGCAAUCCCGUGGUUCCUUACUAUGUUCACCCAUGUGUUCCCGCUACACAAGAUCUUUCACCUCUGGGAUACGCUGUUGUUGGGAAACUCCUCCUUUCCCUUUUGCAUUGGUGUAGCUAUUCUCCAACAGCUCAGAGAUCGACUGCUGGCCAAUGGCUUCAAUGAGUGCAUCCUGCUCUUUUCAGACUUGCCCGAGAUAGACAUUGAGCGAUGUGUCCGAGAAUCCAUCAACCUUUUCUGCUGGACUCCUAAAAGUGCCACUUAUCGGCAACAUGCCCAGCCUGCCAAACCUGCCAAUGACAGCAACAGCUUCGGGAAAACACCCUCCUUUUACUCUUCGGAAUAUCAGGACCUGCCCAAAACCGACCUGAGUCGCGAGCCGCUGAAGUUAAGCGAUUUAAAAUUGGAGGCGUCUCCACGCAUCUCUGUUGAAGACAUCAUUGACCUGUGUGAGCUGAGCGGACCGGCUUCCUUCAAGACUCCUUUAAAAAGAGCCAGAACCGGAAAACCCAAGAUCCUGGCAGUGGACAUCCGCAGCCUUGAGGAAUUCAGUCGUGGUCACAUCCCGGGAAGCAUCAACAUUCCGUACACAUCCAUGUUUGGUCCGGAUGGGGAGCUGCUCCAGUGCCCUGCCACUGGCGUGCUGACCGGUUAUAAAUUUCGUGUUAUUGUCAUCAUCAGCAACAUCAUGAAGAAUGCUACCACGUUUGCAGCUCACCUGGUGAAGGUGAAUUUUCCACGUGUUUGUGUCUUGGAUGGCGGUAUGAACAAGAUGAAGUCGACCGGCCUGUUGACAGUCCCGUCUCCACAGAUAUAGCAGUGUGUUUUUAUUUCAAGGAAAAUGUGAAACAUUUCAUGUAUUUAUAUUGUCACAAAACAAGCUGUUUUUUUUUCUGCCAGACCGUGUCCAGAAUUCCUUUAGGUCAUUUUGCAUUUUAAACAAAGCUUGAAUUUGAAUAACAAAUCUGCACUGUAGUAUUUUAUUAUGCAGGAGAGAAAUCUCUGGGACCAAAAAAUGAUGAAAUAAAUGUAAAUAAAUAAAAAACUUAACUGUU
Paramisgurnus dabryanus is the source of this 3080-nucleotide messenger RNA. RefSeq names its product TBC1 domain containing kinase (gene tbck). Gene Ontology annotation, biological process: protein phosphorylation. The record is from RefSeq and is a predicted model, not a curated record. Lineage: Eukaryota; Metazoa; Chordata; Actinopteri; Cypriniformes; Cobitidae. Gene Ontology annotation, molecular function: protein kinase activity; ATP binding. Gene Ontology annotation, cellular component: nucleus.